This is a messenger RNA of Aspergillus japonicus CBS 114.51, 792 nucleotides long. Its product is annotated as SDR family NAD(P)-dependent oxidoreductase. The transcript is spliced from 3 exons. NCBI's taxonomy places the organism in Eukaryota, Fungi, Ascomycota, Eurotiomycetes, Eurotiales, Aspergillaceae. The record is from RefSeq and is a predicted model, not a curated record. The annotation marks the transcript as partial.
CCUUAUCUCGCAAUGACAGCCCAACCCGAUUCCUCUCUUAGCCUCCAAGGCAAAGUGGCUCUCAUUACUGGAUCAGGCAAAACGAGAGGCAUCGGUGCCGGUAUAGCCAUGACUCUUGCACAGCAUGGUGCAUCUGUCGUCAUCAACUACGUCUCGGCGUCAACAGCUUCCUCCGCCGCAGCAGUGGCUGAGGGUAUAGCCGCAGCAGGCGGCAAGGUACUUGUCGUCCAGGCAGACAUCUCUCGCCCUGACGAGGCACAGAGGCUUGUGGCGGAGACGGUCACCGCGUUUGGGAAGAUCGAUAUACUAGUCAACAAUGCAGGAACGGGGUUUCCUGGUCCCGCACUGAGUGCGACCCCGGACUCUAUGGCAGCCACCUUCGGCGUAAAUGUCUUUGGGCCUCUCUAUUUGAUUCAAGCCGCCGUGACACACAUGCCUCCGCGCAGUCGUGUCAUUAACAUCGGCUCUGUGGCGUCAAAGCUAGGAGUUUCGGGGUCGCCGAUUUAUCUCGCCUCAAAGGCAGCGACGGAUGCAUUGACACUUGCUAUGGCUGGUGAGCUGGGCCGCGGUCAUGGCGGCAUAACGAUCAACACGGUCUCACCUGGUCCCGUGGAUACGGACGGUGUGCCACCUCAUGUGGCAGAGAAGAUUCACAAGACUAUGGUACCCAUGACCCGGGUGGAAGAGAGGGUAGGCACUGUUGAAGAUGUCGCGGACGCGGUGCUUUUGUUGUGCUCCGAGAGAAGUCGGUGGAUAUCGGGGCAAGUAAUCUCAGUCAGCGGCGGAAUAGUG